Messenger RNA from Contarinia nasturtii (swede midge), 526 nucleotides. RefSeq lists its product as uncharacterized. Bases 72 to 410 code for a protein of 112 amino acids. The transcript is spliced from 2 exons. The record is from RefSeq and is a predicted model, not a curated record. NCBI's taxonomy places the organism in Eukaryota, Metazoa, Arthropoda, Insecta, Diptera, Cecidomyiidae.
UUGAAUUUUUGCGACACAUUGAAUUAGAUCACAUUUUAAAGCAGCAGACUGAGUAUCUAUUUUUAUUUACAAUGAAAUUGUCCGUGUUUUUAAUUUUGUCGUGUUUAUGCAUUUAUGCAUCUUGCGUUAAGGAGCAAGUUUGGGGCGAUACCAGUCACAACGUUCGUGAAAUUGGCACCGAAACCGUCGUUGUACCAUCAACAAUGCUACAAGUUAAAACUCACGUUCUCCACUUCCCCAGAGUUCCAUUGGUCGCUCCAAUCGCUGGUAUUCGACAUUUAGAUAAAAAAUCACAUCCAGUCCAAAUUAGAUUCCUUAAAGGCGGCAUCGGCUAUAACAAUGUCAGCAUCGAAAUUACAUCGCAAAGAGGCCACGGAAUCAAUUCCGAAUUCACUUUCUAUGCUCGUUAAUACUAUCAAUUUUGUUUUACACUGAAGUAUCGGGUCUAUGAGUAAAUGUUGACAUACAAAUUAAUCUACAAAACACAUUGCAAAAAUGUUAGAUCGAAAAACAAAAUUUUUAAAGU